GCCACUGUCUAGUGCUGAUGUCACCCCGCGCCCUGCGCUAUUAAGCGGCUGCCUGAGACCCGGGCGACCUCCACUUUGCUCGCUCUUCGCCGCCGGUGUCGAGGGGGUUGCUGGGUGGUCGCCGAGCGGGCAGCUUACGGGAACUGCCUACAGCUCCGCAGAUUGAUUACAAUGGCAGCGACGGACAGACUGCAGCUGGGUCCGCUGGUGGGAGCCGUGGAUCAAGGAACGAGUUCGACUCGAUUUCUGGUUUUCAAUGCGAAGACUGCUGAGCUUUUGAGCCACCACCAAGUGGAGAUAACGCAGAUCUUCCCGAAAGAGGGGUGGGUGGAGCAGGACCCUCACCAGCUCCUCUCCUCGGUCCACGAGUGCAUCGAGCAGACGUGCAGAAAGCUGGGACAGCUCGACAUCGACAUCUCCCUGCUCAAAGCGAUCGGGAUCUGCAACCAGCGGGAGACGACCAUCGUGUGGGACCGCCUCUCGGGAGAGCCGCUGCACAACGCCAUCGUAUGGCUGGACCUUCGCACUCAGACCACAGUGGAGAGGCUCAUCAAAUGCACGCCCGGCCAAAACAAAAACUUUUACAAGAAAAAAACAGGCCUCCCGAUCAGCACCUACUUCAGCGCGGUGAAGAUGCGCUGGCUGCUCGACAACUCGGAUGCCGUGAAGCUGGCCGUAGCGGAGGGGCGAGCACUUUUCGGCACCGUUGAUUCGUGGCUCAUUUGGAAUCUGACGGGAGGCAAGCACGGCGGGGUGCACUGCACCGACGUGACCAACGCCAGCCGCACGAUGCUCUUCAACAUCCACACGCAGGAGUGGGACCCCGAGCUGUGCAGGUUCUUUGAAAUUCCCAGCGACAUCCUGCCCAAGGUUCGCAGCUCCUCCGAAAUCUACGGCCUCCUGAAAUCUGGUCCUCUCAGCGGACUGCCCAUAUCUGGGUGCCUGGGUGACCAAUCCGCAGCGCUGGUUGGACAGAUGUGCCUGAGCGAUGGACAAGCCAAAAACACGUACGGAACGGGCUGUUUCCUUUUGCAUAACACGGGGACAAAGCCGGUGCUCUCGGAACACGGCCUGUUGACGACCGUGGCCUACAAGCUGGGGCGGGACAAGCCCACGUACUACGCUCUGGAGGGAUCGGUGGCGAUCGCAGGAGCGAUGGUCUCGUGGCUGCGAGACAACCUGGGCAUCAUACAGACCGCCGCAGACAUCGAGAAGAUGGCGCAGCUCGCGGGGACGUCGUACGGAUGCUAUUUUGUUCCGGCGUUCUCUGGGCUGUACGCGCCCUACUGGGAACCCAGCGCUCGCGGAAUCAUCUGCGGCCUCACGCAGUUCACGAACAAGUCCCACAUCGCCUUCGCCGCCCUCGAGGCCAUCUGCUUCCAGACGCGAGAGCUCAUAGACGCCAUGAACCAGGACAGCGGCUACGUUCUGACGGCGCUGCAGGUGGACGGUGGGAUGACGGUGAACCGUGUGCUCAUGCAGCUGCAGGCCGACAUCCUGAGCAUCCCUGUCGUUCGCCCGACGAUGCCGGAGACGACGGCGCUGGGCGCGGCGAUGGCGGCCGGCUCAGCGGAGGGCGUGGGGGUGUGGAGCCUGGAGGCCGAUGACCUCACGGCCGUCACUGUGGAGCGCUUCGAGCCGCAGAUCAACACCGAGGAGAGCCAAGUGCGAUACAUGCGCUGGAAGAAAGCGGUGCAGUGCUCCAUGGGUUGGGAGAUCGGGGAUCCUCCGAUGAACAGCAACGAAGAGCUUAACAUGUUUACGAGCAUCCCCCUGGGGUCUUAUAUUCUGGGCAGUAUGAUAAUGCUUAUUGGAGCACGCUACAUCUCAGGCUUACGCAACUGAGGAAAGAAGAUUGUGAAGUCUAAUGGCUGGUAACGACAAGAAAAUUUGAAUUAAUAAAGAUAUAACCAAUUAUAUUGAUCAUGUUAGCAAUCCUGGAGUCUUGAAAAUGCUACUUUAAGUACUGUACUGUACACCUUACUUUCUGAGGUGGCGGUGUUGCAGUCACAGUAUCGAUCACAUUUCACCAACUGUCAAAUACUACCGAUGCACUCCUAUCAUGUGGAACUGAACUGCAUUGUUUUAAUUGAAAAUUCAGUCUCGGGAGACGAAUGCAUGUUGAACGUCUUUCUCACCGUACGUAGCCAACCGUGCUAAUCGGAGUUGCGGGGAAAGGACAACAAACUAAACACAACAAUGUGUAAACUUGCAUUGUGGGCCUCGGAGCGAAAUUGGAAUUGGCCGUGAAAGUGUCAAAUGUUUUCACAAAAAAUUCAGUAUUUUUUUGACACGUCAUUUAAAAACUAGCUCAUUGACACGGUUUGUCUUGCUUAAAAAAAGUUAUUUUAUUUUAGCUCUUGUUAUGUAAACGUUGUGUAAAGUCUACAAUUACUUUGGCAGCCCAUUAAUUUAUACCGAAGUUGUGACCCUCCAUCAUCGCUGUCGAUCUGAGGCGAAGACUGCUUGUGGACAUGACAGCAUCGCUG
This is a messenger RNA of Lethenteron reissneri (Far Eastern brook lamprey), 2489 nucleotides long. Its product is annotated as glycerol kinase-like. Gene Ontology annotation, molecular function: glycerol kinase activity. Gene Ontology annotation, cellular component: mitochondrion. Gene Ontology annotation, biological process: phosphorylation; glycerol metabolic process; glycerol-3-phosphate biosynthetic process. NCBI's taxonomy places the organism in Eukaryota, Metazoa, Chordata, Hyperoartia, Petromyzontiformes, Petromyzontidae. The record is from RefSeq and is a predicted model, not a curated record.